AUGGCCUGUUGUCAAGCUUUUCAAAAGCGUGCUAGAUUAGCAUGUUUAAAAUUAAGACCAACAUGCUCAACUUUAUGUUUGCCCUCCAUAACAAAACUGUUAUGUUACUUUACCAUUAUACCCCUUAUAUUUUUUUUUUACUACUCAAUUUUAGAAAAGUAUUUUGAUAAAUUAUCACUUACUACUGAACCUCCUUACCAUCAAUAUACUACAGACUUAAACUCUAGAUGGAAACCUAGUCUACCCUCAAAUUUAACUGUAGUUUCUAUAAUUAAAAAUAAUGACAAUGUUGAAUUACAAUUGAACUCUAUAUUUAGUCAAACAAUUAUGCCACAAGGCAUGAUUAUAAUUGCCUCCAAAAAUACAGCUAAAAAAGUCAAACAUGUCAUUAAAGAGAAUGAUAAAUACAGUGGUUUUGAUGUAUGGAUACAUGUUAUGGAAACAAACAAAUUUAGAAUCAUUGAGCAUCCUUAUGCAGGAUUUGUACAUGGGAACAUGUAUGCAUGUAAUAUUUUAGGAUUAGACCACAAUGGAGUUCACACUAAGAUAGUUAGCCUUGACUGGGCAGGUUGUGAAACGGCUAUAAAGAUAUAA
Entrophospora sp. SA101 is the source of this 594-nucleotide messenger RNA. NCBI's taxonomy places the organism in Eukaryota, Fungi, Glomeromycota, Glomeromycetes, Entrophosporales, Entrophosporaceae. The record is from the annotation of a GenBank genome assembly.